GGUUUGGAAGGUGAAAACAAGCAGCAGCGUCGCAGCAACCAAACAGCAGAGGAAACGGGCUCGCCGAUACAGGACGAUGAUGGUGGUGAUGAACUGAGUGAAACUGCGGAAGAACAUGAUGAGGGCAGUGAGCUGAGCGAAGGUGAAAUAGAUGAUCUGGAGGAGGGCGAACUGAAAUCGGACGAAGAGAGUGUCACGGGUUCAGUGCGAUCCGUGGAAAGAGCCUCGCAUCGCACAACGGUUCGCAUGAGUUCAACUAUCUCUAAUUUCCGUCGUUGCUUGUUACUGCACAGAGUUCAGCCAGCGCCUAAAACUACUGUUCGAUGA
Molecule: messenger RNA, 327 nt
Organism: Gongylonema pulchrum
Lineage: Eukaryota; Metazoa; Nematoda; Chromadorea; Rhabditida; Gongylonematidae
Source: the annotation of a GenBank genome assembly